This is a messenger RNA of Cladophialophora carrionii CBS 160.54, 1893 nucleotides long. RefSeq lists its product as uncharacterized. Lineage: Eukaryota; Fungi; Ascomycota; Eurotiomycetes; Chaetothyriales; Herpotrichiellaceae. Bases 1 to 1893 code for a protein of 630 amino acids. The transcript is spliced from 2 exons. The record is from RefSeq and is a predicted model, not a curated record.
AUGGUUGCUAUCUUCCUGGAGCACUCUAAUGCGGCCGGUUCCCAGGCUUUUAUCGAGAUCGCAAUCCAAGGCGAUUGCUCAACGUUCUUUCUGCCAGAUGACCCAUCACAGGAAAAGAUCACCCUGAGCUCCCAUGCAGACGAUGGACAUACCUACCUCUGCCUCGAGGUUCAUCAUAAAUUCGCACUCCUGCGCACUUUCAAUGUGAGCUGUGGCCCUUGUUCAAUCCUUGGAGACGACCAUAGAGAUGUCCAGCUUCCAGAGUCAACUGUCACUCACCAUAAAUCCAUCAUUUUACGCCCUACCGAUCACUUCUUAGCACCAUCCGGUCGAUGGGCCGUGCAUUGGGAUGAGGACGGGAAGAUUUCAGAGUCUAUGAAGCCACCCUGUCUGCCAAUAGUGAGUGAUACCUCUGAGGCUGAAGAGGCAAAUACAGGAGUGUUGGAAGGAUUCUUGGACGUGGGUAAGGGCAGUCCGAGCAAAUCCAGUGGAGUCACCUGCUCCCCGACCCCGUCCGCCGCUGGUGAAGAGGAAGAUGAAGGAUCACCCAUCGAAAGUAGAGAGGACCACAAGGAAUAUGCCAAAGAGCCUGCUGUCUCGGAAACCCCACUGGACAACACCGGUACCCUGGGACGUCUCGAGGACAAACACCCGGGCAACCCCAAACCUGAAGGGAAGCCCAAGUUCUCUAGUGAGCCGGCUUCCACAUCAGACUCCGCCCAUCCCGUGAGCCCACGAUCAAUUCCCGGGUCCAAAGACAUGGCAAUUGCUCUUACCACUGACGGUACUGCAACGGACUCUGUGUAUAGGGCAGACUCGUCAUCUGCAGUCGACGCCAUACAGACUCCAAGUAAUUCACAAGAUUCAGCCGACGAGCCUCGCACCGAGAGUGAUGCCAACGGUAUAUUGGCAUCAGGUGAAACAAGAGGAAGAAAGCGGAAGCUGAAGUAUAUGGAAGUCACUGACACCGGUCUUCACUCCUCUGACACUGAAACCGACGCUUCGAAAGGGGUUGAGGUAGCUGACACUAUUAUCGUCAGCCGGAAGUCAAACAGAUCAAAUGCAACAAAAGACAAAACGAAAGCAAUCAAGACACCAGCAAAGCAGACAAGGAGUCGAAGGUCGCCGAUACUUCCUGAUGAAAGACCUGACAGCAAUAUAUCGCAAAAGUCCAGCGGACGUCCCGGCAUGCGACGGGGGAGAUCAUCACGUGCAUGGUAUGCUGGGCCUGCUCCAGUGGUUCUUUUCAGCGGUAGCACCACUAUACAGGAUGAUAGAGCAGUAAUGUCUGCAUUCGGGCGGCUUGGGGGCAAGGUCGGUAUGACCAUCAACAACGCCACCGUCCUGUGUAUCCCAGAAGGUCAUGUGAAGAAGACAGGCAAGCUCAUCAUGGCAGUAGCCAAGGGUAUCGACAUUGUGACGGAGAAAUGGAUAACGUACUCGCAACGCCUUGGCCGGUUCCCGGGCGUUGCUCACUAUCUGCCGCGCGACGAGACUCAGGAGCGAGCUUGGGGCUGCAACUUGAGAGCAGCAAUUCAGGGGGGCAAGGAAGGCUUAACCCAUCUGCUUUCCGGCACCACUGUCUAUCUGACAAAAGAACUGAGGCACAGUCUGGGAAACUUGGAGCGAGAAACAUCGCAAAUUGCCUGGAUCCUGGGUGCAGAAGCUGUCAAGCGACGGUUACCAGCCCUCAAGGACAAGGACACACUUAGCCAGACAAGCGUCCUGGUCAUUGGCGUGCGGGAUGACCCUCAGGGAGCUCAUGUUGGGCGACUCGGGCAGGUUCUGUUCAACAAGGACAUCCUAACGAUGGCUGCCCUGAGAGGUCGUCUUGAGAGGAACAGUGAGGAGUUUGUGAUCGAGAUGCCCAUCAAGGAUGAGGAGGAGCUAUGA